GUAUCACAUUAUCAGUCAUGCUGCAUGGCACCAGUACUGGACAAGGAUGCCUCAGAAAAGUCUCCCUUAGCUGACGUUUGGGCAGGAAAAAAGGUUCCAUCACUAGUAUGGGAUGAACAUCACGUUGUAAGGAUCCACAUUAUGGGAUCCCUUUCUCAAAUUAUUUUACCCAUUUGAAUCAUAGAUGUAAAUGGCAGCUUUAAACCCAGGUCCACAUGGCUGUUGAACAUACAGAGACCAGGCUCACAGGGUGCCAUGUGAGUGCAGGAGGGAUCCCACCCUGGCCACGGAACCUUCUCACUCUGGGCCCACCCCCUCGGCCCCCAGCUGCCUGGAUACCGCCUGCCUAGCAACGAGGGACACGAGCACUGGGAUGGAGGCCGCGGCCCCGCAGGAGGAGUCUGGGCAGAGCAAAGUAGGACUGGAGAUGAAGACAGAGACUAAAGGACUGUUCCCUACUGCUGUGUCCAAACAGAAUCUCCGGGAGAGAUCCCUGCGACAGAUCUUUGGGUCCAGCCAGACUUUGCGAGACCUCAGGGACCCCAGCGGAGUGAAGUCCCCAGCAGUGAUUGUGCAGAACAGGAUACAGGAGCACUGUCAGAGAGGGAAGGAGUUCUUCUCCCAAGGCGAGUGGGAGAAAGCUGUCAUUUGUUAUUCCAAAGCCAUUAACCUGAACCCCCAACAGGUGGAGUUCUAUGUACAGAAGGCAGAAGCCUUUCUCCAGCUCUGUGAUUUCCAGUCUGCUGUGCUGAACCUCAGAAAGGCGUAUUCCUUAUCCUCUGCAAAGGAAGAAUAUGUAGAGCGCAUGGCCUUCAUUAUUUACCUGCAGGGCCAAUGUCUGUUUGACCAAGAGGUCUAUUGGGACGCUUUGGAGUCCUUCACUCGAGCCUCAGAGCUGCAGCCUGACAACUCACUCUAUCGCAGGAGGAGCAUUGCCUGUCUCGCAGCCCUGAACAGAUACCAUGACUGUUUUCGGCUCGUCAAUGAAGAGCUAGAUCAAGACUCAAAGAACCCAGAUCUGUACAUCCUGAGAGCCAAGCUGCAUGAGCACUUCAAUCGGGCUACCCUGUGUUACCAGGAUGUCCAGGAGGCCAUUGCGCUAGAGCCGCGGCACGAAGAAGCUCAGCUUCUAAUGCAGAGGCUGCUGAAACGAGCACAGAAAGCCAAGAACCAGGCUAUGAAUAAGGCCCUGAAGGGAAACCUGAAGGAUGCCCUGCUCAAAAUCACCUUUGCCAUCGAGAACAGCCCCUUUGAUGCAGGGUACUUAAUCUUCAGAGGGACUCUGCACAGAAGGGUCAAAGACUUCAACUCAGCCAUUGAUGAUUACAUCAAGGCCACAGAGCUCUGUGAAGAAGAGGGAGCUGUGGCCAUGGAGGCACAACGGCAGCUCCUGCUCACGUACAACGACUUUGCAGUGCACUGCUAUACUCAGGGCUUCUUCGAAGAGGCUGUGCUGCUCCUCAACAAAGCCCUGAAAGGGGAGAAGAAUGAGAAGGGACUCUAUGUCAACAGAGGAGACUGCCUCCUCAGGCUGGGAGAGCUAACCUUUGCCUUGGCCGAUUAUCAGCAGGCCCUGGAAUUGAGUCCAAUGGACUUUAGUUUGCGAAGACGCGUUGGUAUGUUGCUGGAUGAACUAGGAUUGCAGGAGCACAAGCAGAGAAAGUACCAGCGGGCAGUAUACUGUUUCUCUGGUGCUAUUGAGAGCAACCCUCGCCUGCCACACUAUUACCUGCACCGGGCCAAGAGCCGCCUGUUCCUGCAGGAUGAGAUGAGUGCUAAGGAGGAUGUGAUCAUAGCUCUGUUGCUGGACCCUGAAAAUGAUGCGGUCCUACCUGUUGUAACCAGCCUCUUUCCAGGACAGCCCAUCCAGGAUAUUAUGAGCAGCAAGAUUGCGGAGGUUGCCAAAACAAUCUUGGAAAGAAAGCUUCAAGCCUGCCCGUACUCCAACAGCCCAGCUAAACUCAAAUGGCCACCUGGAGCUCUGGAGGAUGAACCAAAGGAACCAGGUGCUCAGAGUGAAGAUCCUGAGAGAGCCCUGCAGGACUCAGAGAGCGUCAUCAGCCCUUGUGCCACGGAUCAUGAACUGUACAAGCAGAUAGCUAUCUCCAGAAGGACAGUGAGUAAAGUAAGUGAACCUGUCUUGGAGGAGAAAAGGUGAGAAGGCAGGAAAAGUCAAUACAAAAACUGCUCCAGCUUCAUGUUGGAGACAGCACCUGAGCUGCCUGGGUUACAGACACUAAGCUGUGUUUCAGUGGAAAGUAGGUGCAUUUGGACUCCUUUCCUGCUACCUCAGCUCUAAUAAAUAUAUUGCUUCUCUCGCUUCACUUCCUCUGUAGCCCCCUCCUGUUUUUCCAUCUUUAUUUUUUUGGUAUCUGCACAGACAUCCUUUCCUCCUGCAAGGUGUAGACCCAGCCAUUGUCCAGGUAGCCUAGGAGUGGUCUUCCCAAAGCUGGAAAUCCAGCUCUGCCAAGAAUUUUAGCCAGGUUUCCAGGAAGUCACUGUAUUUACAGGCUUUGCUGUACUGCAAGCUAGUGCCACAGAAGAGUGCUGAAUUACUAAGAAACUUGUAACACUGCUGCUGCUUUAGAGGUGAACAUCUAAGGAGCUGUUUGUACAUAGUGAUAAGAUUUGGACAGGAAAGCAGACAAGCUGUGAAUGAUCCCCACAUACUGCAUUAAUCUGAAUGCAGGUUGAGCAGGAGGAAUGCUUUGAUUAGGAUAAACUCUUAAACCAGAACUUUUAAUCUAAUGCAACUCACGCUGGGUGGCUGACCUACAUAUACCAUGUAUUGAAAGUUUUGUGAAGUUAUGCCUGUCCCUUGCACCCCAAACUCUCACCUCAAUUGCUCUGACUUGGGUGGAGAGGAGAGUGCUAAACCUGGUUUCCAAAAGAACAAGGUUUCAGUUUCAAUUUGUGUUAAAACGGAUGAGGAAGUUGACCAUAAGAACAGGAGGAAAAAAUGACUGUGGCAACUGGGUUCUCCC
This is a messenger RNA of Chelonoidis abingdonii (Abingdon island giant tortoise), 2984 nucleotides long. It is a transcript of the gene TTC16, whose product is annotated as tetratricopeptide repeat domain 16. NCBI's taxonomy places the organism in Eukaryota, Metazoa, Chordata, Testudines, Testudinidae. Gene Ontology annotation, molecular function: protein binding. The record is from RefSeq and is a predicted model, not a curated record.